UCGCUAGUAAAAUACUAAAAAAUCGCCACUUUGACUCCUCCCAAUUUCGGCGCCUCCGUCGAACUAACUUCUCCUUCGGGCGCGCUUUCUGAGUUGGCUUCCAAACGGUUAUUGGACGAGUGGGUUUCCGUUGGACAACUUUCUCGACGGCGAUCCCGCCAGUAAAUGUGCAUGAGGCGAUGGAGGCGUGCGGACAAGGUGUCGCCAAGAAUUGUCGAGAUUUACUAGUAUUUCCAUGUCAGUGAAGCGACGAAGAGAGUGAAAAUCUAGGCUGCUGUAGCAUUACUACUACUACUACUACUCCCACAACCACGUCCACCCUUGGCUUGAACUUUCAUUGUCGCCCAAGGGAGAGGGUCCCUGUGUGUUCGUCCCAUGGUCAAUCCUACAAUGGAAAUGUGACAUUGUGAUUAUCUGUAGUGUGUGAUAUCGGUUCAUCAAAAUACUGUUUGUUGUUACAUUGCUUUUGUUGCUGCUCUUGUUGUGUACCUUGUGAAUUGAACCAGAUCAUCAAAUGUGGGUUCAUGCAACUAAUGAAGUUCGACGCGUUCAGGGAGACCGCCAUGGCCGGUGACAGCCUCACUAAAGGUUCUAAAACACGAGUCUCAAUGAUUUGCCUAGGCAUGACCACGAUCAACAGCCCCAACAGCAGCUCAAUUACCUCGGCCCCCAAUAUGUGCUCAGGAACAUCCCUGACCAAUGGAUCCUCGUCCCACUGCGGUCCCAAUCGACGGAAAGUGGCCCUCUGCAUGGGUUGUGGCGGGCAGAUCCAUGACCAAUACAUCCUAAGAGUGGCACCAGAUCUCGAAUGGCAUGCAGCCUGCCUCAAAUGCAGUGAAUGUCAAAUGUUUCUCGAUGAGAACUGCACUUGUUUCGUUCGGGAGGGAAAAACCUAUUGCAAAAAGGACUAUGUCAGAUUAUUUGGCGCCAAGUGCGACAAAUGCCACCGCUCGUUUGGCAAGAAUGAUUAUGUGAUGAGGGCCAAGAACAAGAUCUUUCACUUGGAUUGCUUCCGGUGUGUAGCGUGUGAGAAGCAACUUGUGCCCGGGGACGAAUUCUCGUUGCGACACGAGGAGCUCUUGUGCAAAGACGACAGCAUGGACCGCAAAGAGUCCAUCGAGAACAACAACACCAUCCUACCCCAUCAUAACACAUCCAACAGCUCAGAAGAUAAUUCAGAAGCUCACUGUGACCUCUCUGACGAAGACAUGAGCGUGAUAGACUCCCAUGAGGACAUUCUCGGUCCCAAACACAAAGGUCUAGGUGGUCACCCUGGCCACUCGUUGGGCGGCCCUCACGGCCCAGGUUCCGUGGGAUCUGGGGGCAGUGGUGGGGGGAGUGGGAGUGGCGGAGGAAGUGGGAGUGGUGGGAAGAAAGGCGGUGACCGCAAGAGUGCCCGAGCCCGAACAGUGCUAAGUGAGAAACAAUUGAACGUCCUCAAGACCUGCUACUCUGCCAAUCCACGGCCAGACGCCUUGAUGAAGGAGCAGUUGGUGGAGAUGACGGGCCUCUCCCCCCGCGUGAUCCGUGUCUGGUUCCAGAACAAGAGGUGUAAAGACAAGAAGGUACAGAACAGACUUCUGGAGAAGCAAAUGCAACGCGAGAGUGAUGGUCGGAAACUGGGGUAUGGAUCGAUGCAUGGGAUCCAAAUGGUUGCCUCCUCACCUGUGAGACACGAAUCUCCCGUGAGCAUGAACCCGGUCGAAAUCCAGUCCUACGAGCCACCUUGGAAAGCUUUAACCGAUUUUGCGCUCAACACCGACUUGGACCGACUCCAUCCCGGAGAUCGGCUCCACCCGGGCGCCUCUCACUUCCAGCAGCUGGUCAAUCAGAUGCAUGGAUAUCCUGCCGAUAUGCCUCCAGGAGGCCCAGACCACAUGCAUCAAGGCCCGCCAGGCCUACCACCCCCACCUCCGGGUGAAAUGUCGCCCUACAUGGGAGUACAUCCUGGUGAUAUGGACUAUCCUCCUCAUUCUUCGUCAUCUCACCCGUCCCACCCUCCCUCCUCGGGACCCGACCUUGGUUACCUGGACGGGGAUCAUCGGGACCUCACACCCCCGGGUUUGAUGCCCCCGCCCUCGGAGGCGACCACCGUGUAGAAGAGUGGUGAUGAGUGUGGACUCUUAGAGACUGCUGAAAAGAAAUGGAAGAGAAACUGACAACUAAAAAGUGAACCAACCACAAUGUGAACCAAUAUAGCCCCCCACCCACAAAUCCACCAGCACCUAAACUCCCCCAACCCCCUACCCCUCUUUCUUAUCAUUAUUGCUAUUAUUGCUAUAUUUGUUGCCCUAUCACUCACCCAUCAUCCGUCAUCCGUCACCUUGCCCUGACCCCCAACAACGUAUCACGUCUUUAUUUUCUCUCCAUGUCACUAUCAUCAUCAUUAUUGUUGUUGGACUUGUGUGCCAGAAUAAAUAUCUCUAUGACAGAAAGCGAAACCGAAACAGAAAAGAA
Tigriopus californicus is the source of this 2457-nucleotide messenger RNA. RefSeq names its product insulin gene enhancer protein ISL-1-like (gene tup). Gene Ontology annotation, cellular component: nucleus. NCBI's taxonomy places the organism in Eukaryota, Metazoa, Arthropoda, Copepoda, Harpacticoida, Harpacticidae. The record is from RefSeq and is a predicted model, not a curated record. Gene Ontology annotation, molecular function: DNA-binding transcription factor activity, RNA polymerase II-specific; cis-regulatory region sequence-specific DNA binding. The coding region runs from base 525 to 2099 and encodes 524 amino acids. Gene Ontology annotation, biological process: positive regulation of transcription by RNA polymerase II; axonogenesis; neuron fate specification. The transcript has 6 exons.